Molecule: messenger RNA, 3530 nt
Organism: Rhipicephalus sanguineus (brown dog tick)
Lineage: Eukaryota; Metazoa; Arthropoda; Arachnida; Ixodida; Ixodidae
Exons: 7
Coding region: 1-1002 (333 amino acids)
Source: RefSeq, a predicted model, not a curated record
AUGCACAAGAGGCAAUCUCUGAGGCUGCCUGUGCAGAUGCCUGGCAGCAGUCAGUUCGCCGACUGCAGCGCAAGCCGCGCGCAGCAGUGCGAGACCGUGCUGCUGGCACAGCAAGUCAACGAUGCCUCCAGGGCCACCGUCCCCGAGCUACUUACACGGUGUCGGUACAUCCGGCAGAACCUGAACUGCCUGCUCAACUACACUGCCCUGUGCCUGCCCCUGGAGCAGAAGGAAGAGAAGUCUCAGGUCAUCGUGUCGGCGCGCAAAUACGCGUACGCCACCUGCGAAGACCGGGACGCCGUCAAAGAGCACUGGAAGGAUGGCGCAUGCUUUCAGAAGCCUGAAGUUCAGCGCUGCAACGGCGACUACGAUGCUCAGAUGAAGAAGUACCAGCUCAAUAGCAAGUACCCAUCUGAAGAGCAGUGCAGGCGCUACAUGAACUACCAAAGGUGCAUGCGUCGAGCUGCUAGCCUGGUGUGCAACAAAGAGGGCAAUGAGUUUGUGGGCCUGUUCCUGUAUGAUCGGGAACCGACACUGUCCUGGAUGUGCAGCGACGAUUACCGGCAGCCGCUGCGCAUUGAAGCUGCUCCCACUCCAGCAGCAAUCAACCAGGCCACCUGCACAAGUCUUGUGAGCAGAGACCUGCAGCGGUGCACGGACAAACACCAGAAGGCCACAGCUGGCCUUAGCUAUCGGAAGCAGUCGUCUACCCGCAAGUCAACGGGCCUACAGCUGUCUGAUGAAGAGCACAAGACUAGGCUUUGCUGUGCCUUCGGAGAGUUUGCCCACUGCGUGCGCACGGCAGUCCAGGUCAAGUGCAGUACCGAUCGCAAUGCCCUCGUCGAGAGCAUCGUGCAGCAGGCGCUAGAUUUCGUCGGGCACCACUGCGACAACUACUACUACGGCUCAAGUCUCUGCUCGACCGCGACACCUCUGACGUCGACGCAGGCGCUGAUGCUCCUCCUCGCGUUGGUAUCGGCCUGCUUUGCUGUGCAACACUGAUUUCAUGCCUCGCACCUCAAGAAGAUGGAGUUGGCGAGACAGCACCUGCCAUGCUGGUGAUUGGUGGGCUUGUCUCGAACACUGUUCAGUGGGGGUAACGAGGAGAAGCGAGACUCGUUUUUUUUCUUUUAUUUUUUGCAGCAGUGCACACAAAUUUAAACGAGGCAUUUCAGCGGGAAGCCAAAAAUGGUCAGCUUCCAGCUGAUAAUGCUUUAGACGCCGUUACUUCUGACAUUGCUGGCUGGACCAAUGUGUGGACCAGAGAUCAGAGUCGUUAGCGCUGGAACUACAGCAGCUAAGAAGCCGCCGCAUGGAGCUCUCUCACAAAGGUUGCCAGAGUGACCACUAAGGAAUUUCCUCUUAUCGAACGUGCUUCAAUAUCUUGUCCUAUUACUGCUGUCAUGACGAGAUCUUUCAUAGUUGUGUAAAUUGGGACUGAUCGUGCAUUCAGUCGUGUUAUUAAGACGUGUAUAGACACCCACAGAAUGUUCAGAUUAUUCAGAAGUGUUGUCGGUGUCUUAGCAAAGACAAGUUGACAUUAAGAACUCAUCGCCAUCCUGAACGUUGAGCAUGUUCGCCAUCAGAGGAUGCAAGACUUGGAAAAAGCCUGAAAAUAUGGUUCUAAAGCAUAAGAUAUUGCUUACUUAGCAUGAUGAAGACAUGUCCUCCAUCCUUUCCGCUCACUUGUAUUGGGUGCCCUCUGUUAUGGGUGAGGAGGAAAUUGCAGAGGCAUGAAAAAGUGAAUGCAUGGUAACCUAAAAAAACUCUCAAUAUGAUGGUUGAGAUGUGCUUGUUACUGAGCUGCUCAACAAAGUGACUGGUCAUGUUGUGGCCAUCACCUCAAGCUAAUCAUGCUUCUUCCACAUAUGAUGCACAUGCACAAUAAUCUUUUGAAAUGAAAUAUAUGUGGAAUACUACAUAAUUACACUUAUAAUACAGCAUGACAUACAUUUCUAAAGGAAUGCGAAGUUGUUAACUGUGAGAUGACCAGAACACACUGAAACACAUUUUUUGUAAUGAAAAAGUACAGUGCGCAAUUCAAAUUGAGCAUGCCAAUAUCCCAAUAUCACACUUUACACACCAUUUUUUUAGUCAUACAUAAAAACAAAUACUUGACACCUAGAAGCUUCUGGCACGUCAACAAGCUAUAGGCACAAGUCGGAGCUACUGAUAUCUUGAAAAAUGCCUUUUAAUAUUUCUCACAUUUUAUUACAAUUCUUGUUUUUUACUAUGUGUACAUUGACCGAAGAUGCAUCCCAGGAUUAGUUUGUUUUAGACUUGUGCCGAAGCACGUUACUUCUUUUUUAAUCAUCACACAAUUUCCCCUUAUACAAAAUGCAUGCAGCCAACAGCAGUAUAUGAUGACUGAUUUUCGAGCAUUACAAUGAUUGGGCAGGUAAGCGGAAGUGAGCAUUUGCAAAGACUAAUGAAAUAUACGAGUCAAAACUCACUGAAGUCCCACAUUAGAAAACAGCAUGGACAUCAAAACUUGAGCUUACAUGUAUCCUGACAGUUGUAGUAACAUUGCUUCUUGAACAAGUGUUUGUUCGGCUUGCAGACUUAUCAAGCUCGAAUGACUGGGCACUUGUUACUAGUUUCAAAGUUGGUCACAAAACUACAUUCAGCGAUAUGGUCUGCUUAACUCAUGCUCUACUGUAUGCUCCACUGUCGAAACACUUAAACAUUAUUGAAACCAACAUAACCAUAACUAUUUAACUUUACCAGAAAUGAGGCAUUGAUAUUAUAGUUUGGUCAGAUGUUAUUUGCUAUAAAAAUUUUGUAGGCCGGCCUAAAUUCCAUGUCUCAGCAAUAACCAGCAGCAAAAUACUAACCGCCUUUUCGUUUGGCGGUUGAUAUUUCAUACGUGUCUUUCUCCCACCAUUGUCGAUGUAUGAAUGGAAGGUUAUCUUGAAAAAGGAGCAAGCAACAGUGCAAUGUCAGCCACUCACCGCUUAAAUAUUCUGUCUGCUUACUACGUUUGAGAUGAUGCACAUUUGCCUUUGCAAGUAGGCCUGCUGUUCACACAGUCAAGGCCGACACAUCUUAAUUGAGGCAUUGUGCAGCAAAAGCAAAGGUUAAAAUGCUGCCUGAAGAAUAAACUGGAAAGUUACUUUCAGGCAAUAGCUUCAGGGCUGAUGUGCUGAUUUCACAUGCCGUUAAAUGGAAUGCAUUGUCGCCUGAUGCUUGAAGUAGAACAAACUCAAGCCUGUUAAUCACAACAGCAGAUUCAUCACUGCUCUAGGUACCACUGAUUCACUACUUAACUCAAGAAGCAAGAUUCAAGCUAGGUACGCUGCAAAAAUAUGCUCAUUUCAUGAUUUACUGCAACAUUUCUUGCCUGCAUGUCACUGCAAUAAUCCCUUCAAUUAAUGCAAGAGUUAAGAAUUCCUAAGUAUUGGUGGGUCUAAGGAAUUAACAAACAGGUGUCUCUCAGCUGGAAAUGUUCAUGUGCAGUUGCUUUCUUGCAGCAGCCGUCGUUUAAUGGGCGCUUGCAAGUUUAGUAAUUUUAUUAAGUGCGAAUGCACUUU